Messenger RNA from Setaria italica (foxtail millet), 636 nucleotides. Its product is annotated as early nodulin-like protein 1. The record is from RefSeq and is a predicted model, not a curated record. The annotation marks the transcript as partial. Gene Ontology annotation, molecular function: electron transfer activity. Gene Ontology annotation, cellular component: plasma membrane. NCBI's taxonomy places the organism in Eukaryota, Viridiplantae, Streptophyta, Magnoliopsida, Poales, Poaceae. The transcript has 3 exons.
GUGGGCUCGGCGUCGGCGUCGUGGCACGCGCAGGUGUUCGAGGUCGGCGGCGAGCCGAGGGGGUGGGCCAAGCCGGCGGCGCCCAACGGCGAGACCUACAACCACUGGGCCGCCAGGAACCGCUUCCACGUCGGCGACUUCCUCCAUAAGUACUCCUACUUCAAGUACGAUAAGAACGACUCGGUGUUGGUGGUCUCCCGCGACGACUACAAGUUCUGCGACGCCGUCAGGCCGUCGCAGCGCUUCGACGGCGGCGACACCAGGCUCCGCCUCGAAAACAGUGGCUUCUCCUACUUCAUCAGCGGCGCGCCGGGCCACUGCGACGCGGGCCAGCGGAUGACCCUGCGCGUCCUGCCGCAGCAGCAGCAGCAGGACGGCGGGAGCGAGGCCGCCCCGACGGGGGCGCCCGGCGCGAUGGCGCCCGGCGGUGCAGCCGGCGGCGGCGGCGGCGGCGACGAAGGCGGCGAGUUCGGCCCGCCGCACGGCUCGGGCUCCGGCAGUGGGGUGGUGGGCACCGACGCGAAUAAUACCAGCGGCGCGGCGCCGGCGCGUGCGCCGUCGUCAUUUGGUGGCUGCUGUCACCACGUCGUUGGGGCGGUUGUUCUGGGUGCCUCGCUGCUGGUCUUGGGCGCUUGA